Molecule: messenger RNA, 1248 nt
Organism: Diversispora eburnea
Lineage: Eukaryota; Fungi; Glomeromycota; Glomeromycetes; Diversisporales; Diversisporaceae
Source: the annotation of a GenBank genome assembly
AUGUUAUCAAAAAAUACUCGUAAACUUUUUACCAUUUGCAAUUUAUCAUAUAAUCGAAACCCAAAUAAUUUAUGUUUCUCAAGGUUUAAUCUAAUAAAAAAAGAUUGGAUAAACGUUCGAAGUCAUAUACCACGGGUACAAAUAAAUGUUGAAAGACGUCGGAUAAAACCUCAAAUUUUAAAACCGAUUUUAUUCACAAUUUUCGCCUCAGGUGCAUCCUUCGCUGUUGCAUUAUUAUAUUCGGAAAAUCGACGUAGAAAUGUUAGACAUUCUUACUGGUAUGGACUAGAUGAAUAUUGGUUUAAUAGGAAUAAAUCAGGAUUUUCCAAAACUACUUUUGAAGAUUUAAAUAAAUCAAAAUUUUAUAAAGAGAUUCAAAGAAAUUGGGAUCUUUUAAAGAAACAAUGGUAUUCAAUUAGUGAUGGAAAAAAAACCAUGGCAAUUUUAAUUGGUAUUAAUGCUAUAGUUUUCGGGAUGUGGCAAUUGGUACCGUUACAAGCUUUUAUGAAUAAAUAUUUCGUUCAUAAUCCACUUUCCGUUAGAUUAAUUACCUUACUCACUUCAACAUUUAGUCAUCGUGAAUUUUGGCAUUUUGGUUUUAACAUGAUAGGAUUAUAUUCUUUUGGUGAUAUCGGAUAUCAUAUUUUGGGAAGGGAACAAUUUUUAGCAUUUUAUCUUACCUCAGGAAUGAUAGCAUCGUGUAUGAGUCAUGUCAUAUCUUUAAAAUUUAAAAAUUGGAAAAAUAUAAGACCAUCAUUAGGAGCAUCUGGAGCUAUUUAUGCUUGUUUAAGUUUGGUAGCUGUGGAAUUCCCUGAAGCGUCAGUGGUUUUGAUAUUUCUACCUUUCUUUCCGAUAAAGAUAAUUCAUGCACUUCCGGCAUUAAUAGCAUUUGACAUAUUUGGUAUCAUUUCUGGAAAGACUAUCUUUGAUCAUUGGAACAUAAACAUUGAUAAUUUUAUCAUAGGAACGCGGUCAUCAACGAAUAGACGUGGUAAUCGGUUUUUAGAGUGGCUUCCUUUUAAAGAAUUUGAGGAUGUAACGAAAAUUGGUGGUAUAAACUAUGAAGGUAUCAUUAAAUAUAAUAGUUGGUUAGAAUUUAAUAAAUCCGAAAAAAAACGACUUGAAAUGGUUGAAUCCAAAAAACCAUUUGUAAAAAAUCCCGGAUAUGAGCAUCCUAAUUCUAGAUAUUUUAGCAGAUCAUUAAAUUCUAUGUUAGAAUCUAUUAAUUCAACAAUAACAGGUAUUUAA